CGCUCACAGCACGCUUGAAAGCCGGUACAGCAUGCCGCCAGACGAUUUGGACAAGCUCUCGCCUGAUGCGCAGCUAGAGGGACGGCCAUUGCAAACGGCACCAGUUCGGUUGGCUACGGCCGGCUGGAUUUCAGCUACUAUUUAUUAAGCUGCUCGUGCCCCGGACUUUGAUGUCUAACUGCACUACUCCAUCUCUAACACCUUCUUGAUACCUUUUGUUGUUUGAUCUUCCCUAUCCUCUACAUACUCAAGAUGGACCCAAACACACAGACAGCGCCUGAGCCUCAGGAGAAUGGCCAGCAUCGCUUCGAUCCUAACUUCACCGACGCCGUCAUCAACGCCAUUGGCCCAAAUGUGCCAGAGCGGACACGAUUCGUCAUGGGAAAGCUGAUCAGGCAUCUCCACGACUUCAUCCGUGAGGUCGAGCUUACCAACGAGGAGUGGUUCGAGGGUGUACGAUUCGUCAACUCUAUUGGCAAGACCACAACUUCCACCAGGAACGAGGCGCAUCGUAUCUCAGAUGUUCUGGGCGUAGAAUCAUUGGUCGACGAGAUUGCACACAGGCACAUUAACGAGUCUGGAGAGACACCUACUUCAUCCACAAUCCUCGGCCCCUUCUGGUCACCACACUCGCCAUUCCGCGACCUUGGCGACACCAUCAUUCGCAACCCACACCCCGAUGGCCAGACAACUCUCAUGCAUGGUGUAGUCAGGGAUCUUGACACCAAGAAGGGCAUCCCCAACGCAGUCAUCGACAUCUGGCAAGCAAGCGCCAACGGAAAGUACGAUUUCCAAGAUCCGGAGAACCAAGAGCCAAACAACCUGAGAGGAAAGUUCACUACAAACGAGAAUGGCGAGUACUGGUACUACUGCUACAAGCCAACAGCGUACUCGCUACCUACUGAUGGCGCUGCUGGUCAACUUUUCAAGACCCUCGACCGCCACCCUUUCCGUCCCGCACACAUCCAUCUCAUGGUUUCCGCCGAGAACUACAAGCCACUCAUCACACAACUAUACCCCCGCGAUGACCAAUGGGUCACCAAUGACACCGUCUUUGCGGUCAAGGACGACCUGCUGCUAGACUUCGAGCCCAGCAAAGACCCCAAGGCGAAGCUCGACUUGACAUACAAUGUUACCCUUGCACCAGCAGGCAAGAAGACGACCAGGUUGGAGGGUAUUCCCAGGCUACCGAACAUGCGCGUCCCUUACGCCCCAAACGAGCCCCCAAAUGAAGAAGCUCGCCCCAUCUACGAGCGCAUCGCCGAGCGACGAAAGCCCCGCCCCCUCAUCCCUCUCGACCUCGCCCUCCUACACAACCCCGCCGUAGCGGACGGCUGGAACUCGUUCAUCGGCGCGAUACGCACCAAGACCAGCUUACCUGCCAAUCUCAAGGAGCUGGCCAUAAGCCGUAUUGCCGUGCUGAACCAUGCAGUUCAUGAGUGGGAUGUACAUGCCGCUCUAGCAUUGAAAGCGGGCGUUUCCAAACAAGUGCUACAAACUGUGUUCGAUUUACCCGUUACGAGACACGGAGAAGUGGAGAGGGAAGGUCUAUUGGGAUUCAGCAAGGAGGAGUACGCGGUCAUGGUAUACACGGAUCAGAUGACUGUGGGUGUGCAGGUGGAAGAUGGGGUUGCGGAGAUGGUUAAGUCAGUGCUGGAGGAUACCAUGGUUGUCGAGUUGACAGCGACGGUCGCAGGGUAUAAUGCCCAUCCAAAAGCCUUCACACCACCCACGCAAUCCGACCUCGACGAACUCCGCGAUUCAGUCCGUGACUUUGCCCAGCGAGAGAUCCCCGAAGAAGUCGCCGCGCGUACCGACAAGCAGAAUGAAUUCCCCAACGACAUGUGGCAGAAGUUUGGCGAGGCCGGCUUCCUGGGCAUAACAGCCGACGAGGAGUUUGGCGGACUGGCCAUGGGAUACCAAGCACACUGCGUCGUCAUGGAGGAGUUGUCACGGGCGAGCGGCAGCAUAGGACUGAGUUAUGCGGCGCACAGCCAGUUGUGUGUCAACCAGUUGAUGCUGAACGGGAAUGCGGAGCAGAAGAAGAAAUACUUGCCAGCCUUGAUCAGUGGAGAGAACAUCGGAGGAUUGGCUAUGAGUGAGCACAGCGCGGGGAGUGAUGUAGUCAGCAUGAAGACGACGGCCAAGGAGGUGGAUGGUGGCUAUCUGCUCAAUGGAACCAAGAUGUGGAUCACGAAUGGCCCAGACGCGCACGUAAUAGUCGUAUACGCCAAGACUGAACCCAACGCCGCUUCCAAAGGCAUCACAGCCUUCAUCGUCGAGACCUCCACAAAGGGUUUCAGCGUCGCCAACAAACUAGACAAACUCGGCAUGCGCGGCUCCAACACAGGCGAACUGGUCUUUGAAGACGUCUUCGUCCCCAAGGAGAACGUCCUUGGCGAGAUAAACCGCGGCGUCCGCGUCCUGAUGGAGGGCUUAGAUCUCGAGCGCCUUGUCCUCUCCGCAGGACCACUCGGCCUCAUGCAAGCCUCGCUCGACAACGUCCUGCCCUACACACACCAAAGAAAGCAGUUUGGCACACCAAUUGCACACAACCAGCUUGUACAGGGCAAGUUGGCGGAUAUGUACACAAAGUACCGCGCUAGUCAGGCCUUCACAUACAGCGUGGCACGCGCCGUCGAUGAGUCGCAUGCCAGCCCUGAUAUCAAGACACAGGACUGUGCGGGAGCGAUUCUAUAUGCCGCAGAAAGGGCAAGCGAGGUUGCGGCUGAUGCGGUCCAACUGAUGGGCGGUAUGGGAUACAUGAAUGAAGUUCCUGUAGGAAGGAUACUCAGGGACGCCAAGUUGUACGAGAUUGGUGCUGGAACAAGUGAAGUGAGGAGAAUGGUCAUCGGACGAGCGUUCAACAAGGAGUGGAAGCAAGAGAUAUGAAGACCAACACAAUGACGAAGUGAUGCGCAUCAAAACAAAAGUUAAAUACCCGGUAUGAAUUGUGUAUAGAAAUGCAAAUCAUACACGCCUCGAUAUGAUUACAAUGACAUGGUGUCCGUCAG
Messenger RNA from Alternaria alternata, 3014 nucleotides. RefSeq lists its product as hypothetical. The record is from RefSeq and is a predicted model, not a curated record. Gene Ontology annotation, biological process: catechol-containing compound metabolic process; L-leucine catabolic process. Gene Ontology annotation, molecular function: 3-methylbutanoyl-CoA dehydrogenase activity; catechol 1,2-dioxygenase activity; peroxiredoxin activity. The transcript has 6 exons. Lineage: Eukaryota; Fungi; Ascomycota; Dothideomycetes; Pleosporales; Pleosporaceae. Bases 253 to 2892 code for a protein of 879 amino acids.